This is a messenger RNA of Pelecanus crispus (Dalmatian pelican), 991 nucleotides long. NCBI's taxonomy places the organism in Eukaryota, Metazoa, Chordata, Aves, Pelecaniformes, Pelecanidae. The record is from RefSeq and is a predicted model, not a curated record.
AUGAUAAUGACACAGAAACAAGAUGUUGAGUCAUCAGAUUCUUCUUCGUCUUCAGAGACAGACUCUUCCUCAGAUUCUGAUUCUGACAGCAGCAGUAGUAGCUCAGAGUCAUCCAGCAGCAGUGACUCCUCAUCUAGCAGUGGCACCAGCAGUGACUCAGAUGUUCCUAAAGCCAAAAGAAAGAGAAUGCAAAAGAAAAAUAGAGAAUCUGAUAAAGUUUCCAGGAAAAAACAAGAAAGGAAAAGGAGAUCACUUGAAAAGGAAAUGGGAAGGAGGCAGCAAGAGGAAAGAAGUGAUACUGACAGCAAAUCGGAAAGAAAUCACCGAAAUGUGAGAGAAUCACACAGGAGAGAUGAUGUAUCAAAAUAUCACCACAGAGAUGAGUCCAAUGGCAGAGAUGGUUACCAUAGUGGAAAGGAUAGGAACCAUGAAAGAAGUAAGGAUCUAGAAAAUAAACACCGUAAUUCAAAACCAAAGAAAGCAGAGAGAAGAGCUUCUUUGUCUGAUGAUGAAAAUUACAGACACUGGAGCAAAGAUAAUGGACAUCGCAGUAGAAAAAGAGAAAGAUCAAAAUCCAGAGAGAGAGCCCAUAAUAAUUCAAGUCCGAGAGAGGAGGAACAGGAAGACAGAUACAGAAAUGGUUCAGAGAAACACCGAGAGAAGUACAGCCGUUCUUCUGACCAGUACAGAGAAUCCAGAAAGAACGAGGACAGAAGAAGGGAGAAUUCCCCACACAGACGAAAAUAAUACCUAACCAGAGUUUGAAAUAAAUGUGCAUUUCUGAGCUGUUAAAACUGUAUUUUAAAAUCUAUUACUGAACUUUCUUUAAAAAAAGAUUUUGUACAAAGUGAUAGUUUGCAUUUGUAAAUUUUACCAGACUUUUUCAAAUUUUCAGUACCACUUUUUUAUAACUAUUGCAUUGAGUCUUUCUGUUAAAUUCUUCCUUUGGAAAGAGGAAGCUGUUUAUUUUGUGAAUAAAACUGUUACGAUC